This is a messenger RNA of Ostreobium quekettii, 1425 nucleotides long. The record is from the annotation of a GenBank genome assembly. NCBI's taxonomy places the organism in Eukaryota, Viridiplantae, Chlorophyta, Ulvophyceae, Bryopsidales, Ostreobiaceae.
GUCCUGCACGUCGAGCAGGAGGCCGUGGGAGAAGACAUCACAGUGCUGGAUGCAGUGCUGGAGUGUGACGUUGAGAGAACAGCACUGCUGAAGGAGGAGGAGGAACUGCUUCAGGAAGGGGAGAAGAAGUGCAGCACGUCGUCCGCUGACGGCUCUCCCGAUCCCCCCUCCGGCCGCCUGGCCCAGGUGUACAACCGCCUGACAGAGAUCGACGCCUACAAUGCUGAGGCCAAGGCGUCCACCCUGCUGGCCGGCCUGUCGUUCACGCCGGACAUGAUGCACAUCCCCACCAAACGCCUCUCUGGGGGCUGGCGCAUGCGCCUGGCACUGGCCCAGGCGCUGUUUGUGGAGCCAGACCUGCUGCUGUUGGACGAGCCCACCAAUCACCUGGACCUGCAUGCAGUGCUGUGGCUGGAGGACUGCCUGGCAAAGUGGCCCACUACCUUGCUGGUGGUGUCCCACGCGCGGCAGUUUUUGAACGCUGUGUGCACUGACAUACUGCACCUGCACUCCCACAAGCUUGUUGCAUACAAAGGCAGCUUCGACGUCUUUGAGCGCACGAUGCGGGAGCGGCUGCUCAACGAGCAAAAGCGCACUGAGGCACAGCUGGCACAGAGGAAGCACAUGCAGGCCUUCAUCGACAAAUUUAGGUACAACGCAAAGCGCGCCUCGCUCGUGCAGUCUCGCCUGAAGGCCCUCAACCGCAUGGAGGAGAUUUCUGUGGUGGAGAGGGAUGCAGAAUAUGUCUUCCGUUUUCCCAAUCCCGGUGGGGCUGUGGCACCUCCCAUCGUGUCGUUCAGCGACGUGGACUUCAACUACCCGGGGGGCCCCACGCUGUUCAGUGGUCUGAAUUUCGGGCUGGACCUGGAGAGCCGCUGCGCCAUUGUGGGGCCCAACGGCAUUGGCAAGUCCACGCUGCUGAACCUUAUUGCUGGCGCAUUGGAGCCAACGGUGGGGUAUGUGCAGAGGAAUGCAAAGGUUCGCUUCGCCACGUUCAGCCAGCACCACGUGGACGGCUUGGACCUCGCGCUGACGCCCCUCCAGUACAUGAAGAAGAUGUUUCCAGACUCGAAGGAACAGGUGCACCGGUCGCACCUUGGCUCCUUCGGCAUCUCCGGAGACCUGGCUCUCCAGGCCAUGUACACGCUGUCGGGAGGCCAGAAGAGCAGGGUGGCGCUGGCGAAGAUUACGUGGAAGAGCCCCCACGUGCUGCUGCUGGACGAGCCCAGCAACCACCUGGACAUCGACGCCGUGGACGCCCUCAUCGAGGGCCUCAACCUCUUCAGCGGCGCCGUGCUCAUGGUCAGCCACGACCAGUACCUCAUCGAGUCGACGGUGGACGAGCUGUGGAUGUGCGAGGGCGGGCGCGUGGACGUCUUUCACGGCACCUUCGAUGACUACAGGAAGCGGCUCAGGAAGUUGUAG